AUGUCUCCAGGCCGCCCUGUUCUGCUGCUCCUCGUCGCCCUCAGCCUUCUUGCCCGGAGCGGGGCGUUUUUCGGCUGGUUUACCCGCAGGUCGCCCGGCGGCUCGUUUGCACAGCAGAAGGAGGUGGCCCCGGACCCCCAGUCUCUCCCCAGCGCCCCGUUUGAGAUGACCACAACUGAUGACAAGUUCUUAGCGGAGGCCAAACACCUGGAGCUUUCUCCUCUGGACAGCUGUCACUACAAGGUGGUCAGUCAGCUCAGGGAGUCCUGCACGGACAUGUCUGAAGAGGAGAUCGCAAAACUUGGGGUGUCGCUGUUCAACUGCCAGGCAGAAGUGGAGGGGCGGAGGACGUACCCCUGUACUGAGGACAUGACCCUCGCCGAUUGCACGACGCCCAUGGACCCCGACACCUGGAAUGCCUACCAUAUUGUCAGCAACCGGGCGCGCUCAGUCUGCUACGCCACGCGACAGCUGCACUUCCGCCGGCGGACGGAGCUGACGGUCAACACCCUGGUGUCAACGGCAAUGAACCAGCUGGAGGCCAUGAAGAUGCUGAAGGACGGGCAGGAGGAGCUGCGGGAGCUGACCUCGGAGUCCCUGCAGCGGGUGCAGAGCAGCCAGCAGCACCUCCUGGACCAGCAGGAGCAGCUGCAGAGCAGCCAGGAGAAGAUGGAGGGCGCCAUCGGCGGGAACCUGGAGCUGCUGGCCGAGGAGAAGGCGCUGAUCGCCAGCGGGCAUCACCUGGUGGCCGACAUGAUCGAGGGCAUCACCCGGAAGAUGGAGAAUGUGAGCGGUCACCUGAUGGAUCGCGAUGUGGCGCUGCACCGGGAACACGCCGCCAUAUUGGCCGAUCUCGCGGAGGUCCGGGCCAGAUCUCAUGACGUCUACUCCAAGAUAGAGUCCAACCUGGCGCUGUUCCUGACCCACCAGAACCAGAGCGCGCUCUACUACAACUCGCUGAUGGAGAAGCUGCAGCGCAUGAACAGGAGCCUGAGCACCGUGCUGUACGCCAUGGAGCACCUGCACCGCACCGUGGAGCACCGCCUCAGCUACAUCCAGGGCUUCAUCAGCUGGGCAGGUGGGAACCUGAACGCCAUUUACACGUGUGUGCUACAUGGCGCUUACUUCCUGCUCCUGGCCCUGCUGAUGACCUUCCUGCAGACCCCCGGCUUCUCUCGAGCGCUGCUCCUCGUCCUGAUCGUCCUCAACGCCUUGUCUGAGCUCAACCACAACUCGUCCCUCGGAUUCCGGUCACUUACCGUGUUACUGGCGUGUGCUGUGGGAGGUCACUGGGUGCUGCUGAGCUUCAUUCGCUGCCUUGUGAAGGUGAAGACACGGAAGGUGCCCCCUGCGCUUCCCGCUCCUCUGCACCUGCCUUCCAAAGAGAAGGACCUGGGAUUUUACAGCUCAACUCCUGAAAAGGUGGAGGAGGACACCCUAUUGAAGGCGGAGCUGAGGCAGCUGCUGGACGACAGCUACAUGGAUGAUUCUGUGCUGGGUAACGAGCCUUUGGUUAGAGAUGUGUCCAUUGUGGCGUCCCCUGCACAUCUGGACUGGAAGCUGCAGCCGUGUAUGAGGACCCCGCAGCAUUCCACCCCCGCCAUGAAACUGCGCCGGCUCAGCAUCACCAAUUCCGUCCGGGGACACGACAGCCCCUUGAAGCUGGGGGCGACGGACAGAACUCCUCUGCGACACUUGGGGGCAGCGUUCGAUGCGUUGGAGUCCAAACCUCAAAGUCCGAAUUCCUCAGUCUACAGUAACCUGUCGGUGUCAUCAAUGUCUCCACGUCAGUUCUGUCAAGCCAUCACCAGGGCCGGCCAGCCGUGCAGGAACAAGGCCAGCGGAGGUCAGGAGUUCUGCAGGGUCCAUGCCUCAGGCCAGACGUCCUACGUCGCAUCCUGACCUCAGCGGAUCUGGACAAGAUGCACUUAUCCUGCUGUGGGGUGGACAUGUCCUCCACAUCUUGGAGAACAGCUUCCAGAUCAUGGCUUCUCCUUCAGGGCCUGGAGCCACGUGGCCCCUGAUCUGGGCCCUGGGGUGCGCGGACUCGUGUGGGCUGGUUCCUGCAGUCUCUCUGCUGUCCUCGCUG
Messenger RNA from Bufo gargarizans (Asiatic toad), 2089 nucleotides. RefSeq names its product protein brambleberry-like. Bases 1 to 1902 code for a protein of 633 amino acids. The record is from RefSeq and is a predicted model, not a curated record. The transcript has 12 exons. NCBI's taxonomy places the organism in Eukaryota, Metazoa, Chordata, Amphibia, Anura, Bufonidae.